Molecule: messenger RNA, 511 nt
Organism: Ixodes scapularis (black-legged tick)
Lineage: Eukaryota; Metazoa; Arthropoda; Arachnida; Ixodida; Ixodidae
Product: dendritic arbor reduction protein 1-like
Exons: 3
Coding region: 32-511 (159 amino acids)
Source: RefSeq, a predicted model, not a curated record
GCUUGUUACGCUACCUGAGGAGUGAUACAUCAUGAGGUCCAACCACAACAGGUGCCGGCCACCGGACUUCUAUGACCGGGCGUACCUGGGCCGACCGCCGCUGUCCCGGCCCCAACAUCCGGGCCACCUGCAGUCCCAUCACCACCAUCUGCAACACCACCCGCAGGGCCACCACCAGCAGCUCCAGCAUCCGGGCAGCAUCUCGUCCAGCGGCACGUCCGGUUCUUCCAGCAGUGUGCAUAGCGGCCCCAGCGGAGCUUACAGGGCGCACGUUCCCCUCGUCAAGCAGGGAGGUCCCGGUUCCAACAGCGCCCGAGCCAGAAGACGGAGGAUGAAGUGCCUUAUUUCGCUGGGACUCAUCCUGCCCGCCCUCGCCGGAGUCAUCGGUGAGUCGGAAAAUCCUUACGUCUUGGAGGUGCGGAGAUUUUUGGAGCACGCUGCAACGAGGAAAGAUUCUAUGGGAGUCGUCAAAAUCGAACGAGAUAAAGGCGACAAAGUUAAGUUACCUUAG